UCCAUGAGAAGUAGGGUUUUGAGAGAAGCCUCUAUUUAUAAAACUCACACACGCACAUACUAUUUCCUGUUUCCGCAUUUCGUGAUUCUAGGGUUUCACUCCCAUCAGCAACAACGAUGGUUCAGAGGCUCACUUACCGGAAGCGCCAUAGCUAUGCUACCAAAUCGAACCAACACCGGGUUGUUAAGACCCCUGGUGGGAAGUUGGUGUACCAGACCACUAAGAAGAGGGCAAGCGGACCCAAAUGCCCUGUCACUGGAAAGAGGAUCCAAGGGAUCCCACACUUGAGACCUGCUGAGUACAAGAGGUCCAGAUUGCCUAGGAACCGCAGGACAGUAAACCGGGCCUAUGGAGGUGUAUUAUCUGGUGGAGCUGUUAGAGAAAGGAUUAUCCGUGCUUUCCUUGUUGAAGAGCAAAAAAUUGUGAAGAAGGUAUUGAAGAUCCAGAAGGCAAAGGACAAGCAAGCAUCGAAGAGUUAAGCUGAUUGAUUCAUGGAUGAUAAAAAAAAUCUUAUCUUUAAAAUUUGUGCUCAAGAAUUUUGACUUUCAAUGGUGUUAAGUAUGAAUGUGGAACUUAAUUUGAAAUUUAUUUUAUGAUUCUGUGCUU
This is a messenger RNA of Cajanus cajan (pigeon pea), 606 nucleotides long. RefSeq names its product large ribosomal subunit protein eL34. Gene Ontology annotation, cellular component: ribosome. Gene Ontology annotation, biological process: translation. NCBI's taxonomy places the organism in Eukaryota, Viridiplantae, Streptophyta, Magnoliopsida, Fabales, Fabaceae. The record is from RefSeq and is a predicted model, not a curated record. Gene Ontology annotation, molecular function: structural constituent of ribosome.